AUGACGACUGCAUUUCCUCUUCUCCGUCUUCCGUACCUUGUACUUAUGCAUGCCUUGAAACAAAUGGAAUUUCUGGAUAGAAUCGCAUUCUCUAUUCUCUCCAGACGGACUAGAAUGUUCGUGAAACUACUCAAAAUGAAGAGUAAGAAUGUCAAUUUGAAAUGGAAUGGUAACAGAAUCGAGAUGAUAGUGUUUUGUGAUUUUACUAGAGUAUUGGAAGCGAAUAUGUAUAUCGAUGAAUAUCAACGAAGCACUUUCAAGAAUCGAUAUAAACGGGUUUAUUCAUGGCGCGACAGUAGUCUUCUUCCAGUGGACUACGUCCUUUCAAUUAUGGACGUCAUGCAUUGCAAGUCGAUCGAUAAGUUCAUAGUCGUUGGAAUUUCUGAACACGAUUGUCUUCCAAUCAUCGCAAAACUUCCAAAAAUUGAUGAAGUCGUUGUUGAACAUGAUUGGCCUGACGUUACUUCUUACGAAGCAUCAUUUCAAAAAGAAAGACAGCUUCUCAGAGUUCUGAAAACUGUUUUGCCAUUAUCUCCUGCAGUUUUUAUUACCUAUCAAUUCCAAAACCGCAAUCACCUCCGAGAAAUUCUCAAUGGACAUUUUGACGCGGUGAUUUUAAAGCGGUCCGGCAACUGGAUUACUCUUAAUGAUUUGUGGAUUACAAACGCUAAGAUACUUGAGAUUGAUACAACAAAGAUUAACAUGAAAGACCUGAACCGCUAUUUCAAGUUGUGGAUGAAGAAAAUAUGCAAUGAUCGACUGGAAUACUUGGAAGUGAAAAUAUAUGACAAGCCCAGUAUGGAUAUCCUUCUGGAUGGUCUUAACGCUGUUCAAGUUCCAAUUGAAACAGAGAGAGAAUUCCGGGGUUUGGGGAAUGUAAAACGAAGUUUCAAGAACAUUCUGGCUCGUUUGGAGAGAAUCGAAAGUACAAUCCUGAAAAAGGAAGCGUAUUAUGAGUUUAAACUUCUCUUUCUAAAGAACGCCACGCCAGAACACCGGGCGAUCUUUCCUUGCACAGAGUAUGCGAAUUCAUAA
Caenorhabditis remanei is the source of this 1035-nucleotide messenger RNA. RefSeq lists its product as uncharacterized. The record is from RefSeq and is a predicted model, not a curated record. The transcript has 3 exons. NCBI's taxonomy places the organism in Eukaryota, Metazoa, Nematoda, Chromadorea, Rhabditida, Rhabditidae. Gene Ontology annotation, molecular function: protein binding. Bases 1 to 1035 code for a protein of 344 amino acids.